This is a messenger RNA of Nicrophorus vespilloides, 2242 nucleotides long. Its product is annotated as chaoptin. Lineage: Eukaryota; Metazoa; Arthropoda; Insecta; Coleoptera; Silphidae. The coding region runs from base 99 to 2174 and encodes 691 amino acids. The transcript is spliced from 3 exons. Gene Ontology annotation, molecular function: protein binding. The record is from RefSeq and is a predicted model, not a curated record.
AUGAACAACAAAGUGUGUUGUAAAACGAAUCUCGUGGAGAUAAGAUAUACAAUUUUUAAUUCAAACUUGCUGAACACAUCCGAUAGUAAAAGGAAGUAAUGCGCGUUUUGCGGGGGAGGAUUUCCUGGUAUAAUCGGGGCGUUUUGACUUCUAUUCGACAGUACAACGAAGCUGUGCAUGCCGCAAUGUUGCUAUACGUAUUGUGCUUGCUGUUCUCCACGCAAAGCGUUUUCGGAUUAUGGGACAAGGAAGUGAGGUGUCCGCAGUUGUGCACCUGUCGCUUGGAGCACAUCACCGAAACUGCGAUCCAUCGAUUCCUAAAUCAGAACGGCGAAGAGGUCAGGCAGUCCGCACCAGAAGUUACAAUCCUGGAAAGCAACGACGUGUUUUAUGAAGAAGAUGACUUUAACGAAUACGACGAGAGUUCCUUCAUAAAGAGCGCCACUUGCAUCAUACAAACGGAAACAGUACCAGAAGAGUUGAUCAAUGAACUUCCUGAGGAAAUAGAAUCGUUGUCAUUGAUACAAGCAUCCGAUUCGGGUAAUAAAACCUUGAAGUUUAGCUACUUUACGAGGUUCCAGGAGUUAAAGAUCAUCGAACUGCAGAGCGCUCAAAAGUUAACGAAAAAUGUGUCGAGUCACUUCCUGUGUGAAAUUGAUUCAGCACUUGGACAACUGGAGUAUUUGAACUUCGAGCGAGUUAUUUUGAAACAAUCGAAGAAUCGGCAUACACUCGUAGAGACUGAUGGGAACGAACAUGUUAUUACUUUCGAGUAUGUCCAGAAAGUUGAAGGGAGUGUCCAUCCGCUCACAUUCGUGCAACGUGGAAGAAACAGCAAGAUCCUACCUUACAAAACCUAUGUGGAAACUCUAAAAAACGAGAACGUCCCGCUAUUCAACGGCUUCAGCAAUUUAAUACUCCUCAGGAUCUACGAAUGUGAACUACACAACAUACAUUGGGAAAUGUUCGAGGGUCUUCAUAACUUAAACACCUUGAUUCUAGAGAAGAACAAUUUGAGAUUCAUCCCAGAUUUCGCUUUUUACGGUACCACCAAUUUAAAAUCACUUUCUUUGGCAUGGAAUGAUCUACUAAAUAUACAAAUCACCGAUCUGGCAGGUUUAUUGGAAUUAGAAUAUUUGGAUCUAUCGCACAACAAUUUCUCUCAAUUAUCCGAGCUGUCGUUGCCACCAUUUCCGAAGCUGAAGCUCGCCAACUUCGCCAACAAUCCGAUCACUGUUGUUUUUCCAAAUACUUUCGAAGUCAUGAACACUACAGAUUCUUUAGUCUUAGGUGGUUUAGAUGAACCGCUCACACUAUUAAUGAACUCGUUUGUUGGAUUGAAGUCACUAAAGACCUUAACGCUACUGCAUCUGAACAUUCCCUUACUGAAACAAGAGAUACUACUUGGAAUGUCCAAUCUGCGAGUACUUGUUAUGACUGGGAAUAUUCCUGAAAUUCAGUACGACGCCUUCAUGGAAGUUGGAAAGUUGGAAACUUUGAAGUUGAGCAAAUGUAAUAUUUCAAAAAUCUCAUUGGACGCAUUCGUUGGAUUAACAAACCUUCGUCUUUUGGACCUAUCAAAAAAUAACAUAGAUUACUUAGCUCCCGGUACUUUCGAUGAGGUCAAGAACCUCAAAGAGCUGUAUCUGAACGAUAACAAAUUCACGGCUUUACCUAAAGAGAUUUUCAUGAAAUUUCAUCCGCGUUUAAUACGAUUGAACAAUAAUCCGUGGCAUUGCUCGUGCGAGAUGGGUGAUUGGAAACCAAUGCUAAUCAAUAGGAUCAAGCAGAAAUCCAUCAAACCUUGUGAUUCGCGUCACGACAAAGGCGUUGGUUGCACCUACGAAAACACAGUGUACUACAAAUUUAUUUACGAAAACAGAGUUGCACCGAAAUGUCUGACACCGAAGAAAUACGAAAAUUGGAGCGUUUUCCAUGUCAUGCGUAAGCAAUUGAAAUGCCCAGAAUUCAAACCCAAGCUCAAGAAGAAGUCAGGACUUCGAAAAAGAUUGAACAAACCAGUUAAAGUGGUAAGCACUGAAGAUUCUUCAAGCGUCGAGAAUUUGCCUACCGGAGGUGUAUCGAAUAGUCAACAGCCUCAUAAAAUGAAGAUCCCUAACAUUCCACAAAAUUUAUCAAACGAAUUACCGAACUCGCUUGAGAUAUUAAAUUAAUCAAAACUCAUUUUUGAAAAAUGGUUAUUAUGAACAUGUAUACUAACAAAUUAAUAAAUAAUCAAAAA